AUGCUCAUCACUUAUGAUCAGGGAACUGCAAAUCAGAACUACAGUGAGAUACCAUUUCAUGCUUGUGAGAAUAAUCCAUGUCUAAGACCAGAAACAGCAAGUGUUAUCAAGGUUGUGGCAAAAAAAGGACGUCGCAUACACUGUUGGUGGGAAUUCAGACUGGUCAACAACCAUACAAAACAGUGUCAUUGUUCUUGGCUGGAUCCCUCCUCAUCUUCCUCCACAGUGGUUUUGGCCUCAGUGGAGCUGCAGCUGCAGCAUUUCAUCGAGAAGCAGCAUUUCCAGAAGCUGGUGCCCCAGAUGACUGAACUUGACCGGGAGAAGAAUGACAAGUCUGGCCCUGAGGUGAACAAUGAGUGGGCUGAGGACUAGUUUGUGCACUGCAUUGAGUACUUCACUGAUACAAGCCAAUUUAUUUUGAAUCCACUGGAGCAGACCAAGAAGUCCAUGCUAGUCUUCUCAGAUAGCCUCUUUGAUCUCAGCAUUACCUCUUUGAAAAGGAAAGUAGUUCAAGAAAUGAAAAGCUGUUAUGGGGGGACACUCAAGAAAAUCUUUAUUAUUCUUGAGACAUCUGGUUAUCUAAGAAUGAACAGAGGUCUGGGCAACAUAUCUAGUGGCAAACUGCAAAACCACCAGCAUCCAGAGACCAACAUAGCAAGUGUAGGCUCAGCAGGACAGGAGAAUCGCAAAGUAAGGCUGGCUCUCAAGCGGCAGCACUGGAGAGAAGGGAAAAGAUUGGGAGCUGCAAUCUGGGGAACUUUUUGCAGCCUUGCAGAAGCGCAACUUUGCCCCGCCUGUCCCUGGGGGAAGCGGUUGCAAGUGCCAGGUGCUGUCCUUUGUUCGGGUACGACAGGGGAAGUCGGGGUAAAGCCGGUGGAGUCACCCUUCUUUGGAGGCAUUAUUCAGGGGGAUGCCCGUGCACUUUAUCCGGGAUUCCGGGGAAGGCGGGGGAAGGCUGCUCUUCCUACGAAACUGCCCCCAGCUUGUGCUCAACUUUUCGGCGGGGAUCCCUCUGCAGACGUGCGGGUGUCGGGAGAGCGGAGGCAGCCGCAGUAG
Molecule: messenger RNA, 1056 nt
Organism: Condylura cristata (star-nosed mole)
Lineage: Eukaryota; Metazoa; Chordata; Mammalia; Eulipotyphla; Talpidae
Source: RefSeq, a predicted model, not a curated record